Molecule: messenger RNA, 531 nt
Organism: Lasiosphaeria miniovina
Lineage: Eukaryota; Fungi; Ascomycota; Sordariomycetes; Sordariales; Lasiosphaeriaceae
Exons: 2
Coding region: 1-531 (176 amino acids)
Source: RefSeq, a predicted model, not a curated record
AUGGCCCGCUCCACGCUCCCCACGUUCCCGCUCAUCGUGUUUGGCAUCAUCGAGCCCGCCCUGCUCAUCGUCGCAUACGUGACAGCGAUGCGCGACCCGGCGACCUACUUCGCCGACCAGGCGCCUAACUACGCUGUGAACGCGGGCCAGUUCGUGCCGCAGGCGCUGGGCCUGACGCUGCAGAUGGCCAACGUGCUGCUGCUGCUGGCGCUGCUGGCAUGGGUGUGCUGCUGGUCGCGCGACCCGGCCACGGCGCGCGGCUUCCUCGUCGCCGUCGCCUUCGCCGACUGGGGCCACCUCUAUGCCGUGUACCGCACCGUCGGCCUCGACCUUUUCCUCAACCCUGCCGCCUGGAACGGCAACGUCGCUGGAAACAUCGGCGCCAGCGCCGUCCUCAACGUCCUGCGCUGGCUGACCGUGUUUGGCGUUUUCGGGCCCGUCCAGGCCGCCGCCGUGUCGACCAACACCACCACCACCACCACCACCACCACCAGCAAGGCUGCCGCCGCCAAGAACAAGAAGAGCACUUAG